AGUGAGCAUUGUCCUUGUACGACCGUCUAUCCUCUCCUGUAGCCAAUGGAGCACCAGUCAAGAAGAAGAGGAACGCCCAUACACGGACGAGCAACAAAUAUGGAGUAUAUGGAAUUGUUAUGCUAACUUACGUGCUCUAUAGCCAUCAAGUAUGCUUGAUUAUUCGAUUCAACAUAGUUUGAUUAUCUCAAACCUAAUUUCACAAAAAAAAACAUAAUUAUUUGAUUGUGUCAUAGUCAACCCGAACUUGUAAACAACCAGCGGUUUCUUAGCUACGACAAAACACUGUCUAGUAGCAAGCUAGCUAACGUUAGUGAGUUGCUAGAUAGAUAUAACGGGUUGUCUAGUUAGCAAACUGGUGUUCUUACUAGCUUAUAGAAUCCUUGUAAAUGACUAAGAAUUGAUGCACACAUUCCUUGUACUUUGUGUAAUCUUGAAUAUUUCAGAUAGCCAACGCUGUACAGCGUAUUUAGCUUUAAUUACGCUAGUAAACUACGCAGGUUCGUGUUACUGUAGCUAACAUUUACCACGCGCAUCAGCUAACGCAUCAUCUUUUAGUCUGUCUUUCUGAGGUAUAAAGCCACCAUGGAUAAGGCAGAGUUUUUAAAAGGACUACCUGUCUACAACAAAAGCAAUUUCAGCAGAUUUCAUGCAGACUCUGUCUGCAAAGCGUCAAACCGGAGGCCCUCUGUGUAUCUCCCAACUCGGGAGUAUCCAUCAGAACAGAUCAUUGUCACAGAGAAGACAAAUAUCCUAUUGAGAUAUCUUCACCAACAGUGGGACAAAAAGAAUGCGGCCAAAAAGCGGGAGCAGGAGCAAGCGGAGGGAGAGAACACUGCACCCCCGCGGAAAAUUGCCAGAACCGACAGUCGGGAAUUAAAUGAGGACUCAUAGAGUGCUGUACACACACAGAACUACAGAUAAAGAAGCACACAGGCAAAGUUGCAUUUGACAGACAGGACAUACCACUUCCUAUGUCGUACAACAUGAUCUUGGGAUGUUGACAGUUUUGUCUUUUGUAUUUUAUUUACUUUAGCAUUUUUUUCCCUUAACUGUCCUUUUUUAAGUCUUCGAUUGGCACAUAGCUGAAAAGCUCUGUCUUCAUAACAAUAACAUUACCUCCUCCACCCUAGGACUCAUAUUUAAUUGUUGCUUGACCAUGUUUUUACAUGAGGAGCAUUUUCAGUGCCCUUGUUUGCUUUCAUUAGUUUACUUGUACUAUAUGUGUAUUUUGACCUGCAUGAUUUACAGUCAUGUCCAUUUAAUCAAUUAGGUUCUAUGCCAUUUUAUGUACAUCCUUCUGGGCUUGGAGUAAAUAGAAUAUUGUCUCCACAGUAAAUAGAAUAUUGUCUCCACAGCCUCUUAUUUUAGUUUGAGAUAAAUACGAUGACGGCGGUAUACCAUAACACUGAAGGAUGCUUGUGAGAUCCCCAACAAUUAUUACAGUUACUGAAAAGGGAAGACUGUGUAUAGACUUAAGAUUGAAUUCGUCUCAGGUUGUUAUGGGGAAUGCUGCCUCAGAAGGCUGCAUUCCUGAAAGUUUUGACGUCUCCUAGUUUGAGUGAUUGAAUUGCCUUAAUGGAAACGUUUCUUGAUCAAUUAAGGACCCUCCCUCUGUUUACAUUGUGACAACAGUGGAGGAAAUGCACACACACUGUUGAGUUAACGAGGGGAUUAAUGGUGUGAAUAUGGAGGAUGCUCCCACAGGUUCAUAUUGGGGCAAACCCUUUUACAGUAUAAAAACAGACCAAUUUUGCAGCAACACACGAUGCUCGAUGUUUGUCAAUGUGCAUAAACGUUGUUUCCCCAUAGACGUGCUACAAUCUACCACUAGCAGCUAGAUUGUCGUCACAUCUAGAAAAGUUAUCUUGAUGCAGAUAAGUGUCUGGAUAGUAUAGGGAAGUGGACUUAUCUGACUGUUAACAUGGCAUGGCUCCACAAGUAAAAGCAUAGCUGCUGAGUUGCAACUUAGCUCAAUCGAUCUGUGUGAACCUAUAGGAUACGCCUUGCUAAAAGGACUUAAGUCAAUAUGUGGGGUAAAUGUGCCGUUCAGGUGUAUAGAAUCUUGUCUCAAAAGUAACCAGCUGAUGUUAAACUGUUAAUGUGGGGCAUAGUUUGACAAAUGUAAAUACUAAAAUGGGGCGUAUUGUUCCUGAUAUGCUCUCUAUAUCCCUCUGUUGCUAUUUACAAUGAUCUGGUGUAGUUGUGAAUCCUGUCAAACUAUGGGCUGUGUAUACAUGGUUUGUUUCCUUAGACCAUUAUCAGGUAAUUAUUUAAGGACUUGCAGUGUCCAGUACCUUUCGAUCAUUAGAUAAUCAUAUCUUACCUGAAACAGUCACACUGAAUUCAUGUUUGAAAGCAUUUACAGUAUAAACUCUGCAGGCCAUAUGUUUUAGGUGGCGUCGGCUCAUCUUGUUUGAGUUGAUCUUGAGGCUGGCUGACGAUCAGCUACCAUUAUGUUCCUUGUUGAUGCUAGCUGUCUACAUGUGUUCAUGUUGAGAAUUCUUUCCACAGGUAGACAAGUGUUGUUUUUUAUUUAUUUAUUUUUUGAUAAAGUUAACCUUAAUAGACAUUGUGCUCUGAUUUAAACUGUGUGAAUGUGGGGCCUGGCACAUUCACACAGUUAAAAUCACAGCACACAAUGUCUAUUAAGGUCAUCACGCUGUUUACUAUUGAGAAUUGAACGAAGGAGUGCUUCAUCUUACUGUAUAAAAAAAACUAACACAUUCUCACGUAGACAGCUCGCACCACCAAGGAACAGAAUGGUAGCUGAUCGUCAGCUAGACUGAAUUCAUAUGGAAAUGACCCUCUGCAAAGAUGUUCUCAAUAAAGUUGCCUGGGUAUUGUGUUGA
This is a messenger RNA of Oncorhynchus tshawytscha (Chinook salmon), 2852 nucleotides long. RefSeq names its product DET1- and DDB1-associated protein 1. The coding region runs from base 586 to 894 and encodes 102 amino acids. NCBI's taxonomy places the organism in Eukaryota, Metazoa, Chordata, Actinopteri, Salmoniformes, Salmonidae. Gene Ontology annotation, cellular component: Cul4-RING E3 ubiquitin ligase complex. The record is from RefSeq and is a predicted model, not a curated record. The transcript is spliced from 5 exons. Gene Ontology annotation, biological process: positive regulation of proteasomal ubiquitin-dependent protein catabolic process.